AUCCUUCUGUGGUAGUACCACUUCUUCUCUUGUCACUCCCAGCUGCUGCCUUCCUGUCAGUCCUUGGCUCCAGCUAAAAAUUCUCAGCUCCUCCCUCCUCCAUCCAACCUCCGGCACCACCACCUCCCACAUGAUUGCAUCCUCCUUCCCUGGAACAAUUCAGCUGUCCUCUCACCACCACGCCAACCUGACACCUUCCUGUGAGUUAGUUGCUCCCCCACCGCACCGCACGGCACCGGAGGAGAUUAUUUGCUCUGCUCACCUUCUUCUUGCUUCCGCAGGAAGAUCCAUUUGGCGGUGACUUCCGCAGUAAAGUUGCCUCUCUUUUGUGUUCUCGUCGCGGCAUCCCCGUGGGACAGAUCUGGGAGGGCAGUUUGAGCCGCAGAUCUGAACGGUGACCGUUUUUCUUGGCCGAGGAUUUUGGGGCCAUGGGCAAGAAGGGGAAGUGGUUUGGCGCCGUCAAGAAGGUGUUCAGCCCUGUUUCCAAGGAGAAGAAGGAGGAGAAACUCAGGAGGAAAUUUGCUGCAAGCGACUCGAAUCCACCAGAUCUAACACCUUCAACUUCCUUGGAAGUCAAUGUCUCGGCACUGCCUCCUCCUCCUCCUGCUGUUCCAUCUUCUCACCAAACUGAGGAGGUUAAUGUCCCUGAAGCUGAGCAGGAGCAGGAGCAGAGCAAGCAUGUUACUGUGGAGGCAGCCCCUGCUGCCCCCGCACAGUCAUCAUCGGUAUUGCCACCUGGGGAUGAGCUCGCCGCAAUCAAGAUCCAGACCGCCUUCCGUGGUUACCUGGCAAGGAGGGCAUUACGAGCCUUGCGAGGCCUUGUUAGAUUGAAGUCAUUGGUCGAGGGAAAUUCUGUUAAACGCCAAGCUGCAAGCACUCUGCGGUGUAUGCAAACUCUGGCGCGGGUGCAGUCACAGAUACGUUCAAGAAGGCUGAAGAUGUCAGAGGAGAACCAGGCACUCCAGCGCCAGCUCCUGCUGAAACAGGAAUUGGACAGUUUGAGGAUGGGGGAGCACUGGGAUGACAGCACUCAAUCCAAGGAGAAGAUUGAGGCAAGUCUGGUAAGCAGGCAAGAGGCUGCAAUCAGAAGAGAGAGAGCGCUCGCAUAUGCAUUUUCCCAUCAGUGGAAGAGCAGUUCAAGGUCCUCCAACCCAAUGUUUGUAGACCCAAACAACCCACACUGGGGCUGGAGCUGGUUGGAGCGCUGGAUGGCAGCAAAGCCUUGGGAGGGUCGCACUGGGAAUGACAAGGAAAGCAACAUUGACCGCGGAUCAGUGAAGAGCAUAAGUUUGAACCUUGGAGAAGGUGAGAUCACAAAAGCCUUCAAUCGCCGAGGCUCCUCCAAGCCAGACAAGUCAUCACCGACGACUCCAAAGCUGACUCGCCCAACCUCCCGGCUAUCCCCUUCAACACCCUCUGCCAAAGUGACACCAAUAAUCGUGAAGAAGAAAUCUGCCACACCAAAGAAUGGGCUUUCGCAGGUGGACGACGACGCGAGGAGUGUGCUCAGCGUGCAGUCCGAGCGACCAAGGAGGCACAGCAUAGCCACCUCUACAGUGCGGGACGAUGAGAGCCUUGUAAGCUCCCCAUCAGUCCCGAGCUACAUGGCUGCCACACAAUCUGCAAGGGCCAAGUCCCGCCUCCAGGGCUCACCGCUGACUGAAAGUGCAGAGAUCCCGGAGAAAGUAGUGUCUGUUGGGUCGGCCAAGAAGAGGCUGUCAUUCCCAGCCGGAAGUGCGUCUCCUGCGCCAACGAGGCGGCACUCCGGCCCUCCAAAGGUGGAGAACCUGGUGAAGGACAUCGCCGAGACACCACAGCCAGUGGCCUUGGCGGUCAACGGCGGCAACAAGUGAUUCAUACAACAAGUGGCAAUCCGUUAUCCUCUGAUAGUGGAACCCGGUCGAAAGAUCGUAAGGAAAAAAAAUACAACAACUGGCAAGAGGAGCCAUGGAUUAUGCAGAUAUACAUAUUUCAUCCAUGAACAAAGUUUGGAGUUACAUCAGAUGUAUGGAUUAUUGGCAUUUAUUAUUAUUUUGUCUUCAUCCAGUUAUGUCUACAUUGUUUGCUGUAGGAGAAGAUUCUCAGGGCCGUUUGUCGGUUCAUUUCAUUUAUGACUCAGUGUAAAAGCAGUUUCAGUUUGUCACCGGGACCUUUGGUGCUUGUAUGUAAACAGGUCUUCUAUUUAUGCGAGCAAUAUAUUUCUUCCAUGUCUUCUGAAA
This is a messenger RNA of Brachypodium distachyon (stiff brome), 2219 nucleotides long. Its product is annotated as protein IQ-DOMAIN 1. The record is from RefSeq and is a predicted model, not a curated record. The transcript is spliced from 5 exons. NCBI's taxonomy places the organism in Eukaryota, Viridiplantae, Streptophyta, Magnoliopsida, Poales, Poaceae. Gene Ontology annotation, molecular function: protein binding. Bases 429 to 1853 code for a protein of 474 amino acids.